Molecule: messenger RNA, 368 nt
Organism: Emiliania huxleyi CCMP1516
Lineage: Eukaryota; Haptophyta; Isochrysidales; Noelaerhabdaceae
Exons: 3
Cellular component (GO): nucleus
Molecular function (GO): ATP-dependent chromatin remodeler activity; ATP hydrolysis activity; ATP binding
Source: RefSeq, a predicted model, not a curated record
AUGGUCGCUCCGUCGACGGAGCCGCGCGAGGCUGCUGCGCCGACGGAUCUUGCGGGCAUCUCGCCGUCGGCUGCUCGUGGAGGCUGGCGCGUCAUCCUCACGGGCACGCCGCUGCAGAACAACCUGAACGAGUACCACGCGAUGGUCGAUUUCGUGCGGCCCGCGCUGCUCGGCUCGGUGGCCGAGUUCCGCAACCGCUUCGUCGCGCCGAUCACCAACGGCAACACGCUCGACGCCUCGGCGGCCGACGUGCGGCUCUCGCGGCAGCGGAUGGCCGUGCUGCACGACCUUGUGCAGCCCUUCCUCCACCGGCGCACCGCCGAGAUCCUGCGGCAGGCGCUGCCGCCCAAGCGCGAGAUCGCGCUCUC